This is a messenger RNA of Hippocampus comes (tiger tail seahorse), 2425 nucleotides long. RefSeq names its product NOTCH regulated ankyrin repeat protein a (gene nrarpa). The record is from RefSeq and is a predicted model, not a curated record. Gene Ontology annotation, molecular function: phosphatase regulator activity; protein binding; enzyme inhibitor activity. The transcript has 3 exons. Gene Ontology annotation, cellular component: cytoplasm. Bases 773 to 1111 code for a protein of 112 amino acids. Lineage: Eukaryota; Metazoa; Chordata; Actinopteri; Syngnathiformes; Syngnathidae.
GACGAGUUCUUUAUUGCGAGAUAGAUGUCGAUAUUCCCAUAUCGAUUAGUUACAUACAUUAUUAGAAUGUUUUACAGCACUUAUAACCACCGUAAAACGAUAAAACAAAAAAUGACAGGCUCAUAGAUAGAUAGAUCGUUUAACAUGACAGCGUUUUGGGUAAUGGGGGUCUCAGACAGGGAAGACCACGCCUCUCCCGCCCGCCUCGCCACUUGGAGAGCCGACAUCAGCCUAUAACCUCGCCGGGUUUCCACCCAUUCCUCCACAUUUGUUUCUCCCACCCACACCCCCUCCUCCCUUGUAUUGUCAUGCAAAUAAAGGACGCGUAAAAUAUUCCUCCAGAGCUCAGCCACCAGCCGGCCAGAGCGCAUUGAGGACGCAGCCGAGCAAACAGCACGCUGGUGGAUUUUCUAUCUUUUUUUUUGUUUGUUUUAGUUUAGUUUUUUUCUCUCUUUUAUUCGGCGUCCAAGAAACGUCCGUCCCACAGGCAGACUCUCGUAUCAACGUCGGACGUGGACGUGGGGGGAACCAAAGAGGGAGAGAGGUCCGAGGUGUCCCAAUAGAACACCACCCGCCGCUGCGAGGAAACUACGGACCGCCACGCCGCCGCCGCCACUCCGCGCAGCAAACGGGAUCAUCUACCUUGAGGAUCUGUGUGUUUUCACUCAUUUUUUUGGGGGAUAUACAAACAAGUGUGGCCAAGCGCGAGUGCCUUUCUAGACGGGAUUACUGGGCGCCCUCCCUCCCCCUUCCCUUGUCCUCCAACGCAGCCAUGAGCCAGGCGGACGUGUCCACAUGUUCGGCCCCGCAGAGGGUCUUCCAGGAGGCGGUGAAGAGGGGUAACACCAAGGAGCUGCACUCGCUGCUGCAGAACAUGACAAACUGUGAGUUCAACGUCAACUCGUUCGGACCCGAGGGCCAGACGGCGCUGCAUCAGUCCGUCAUCGACGGUAAUCUGGAGCUGGUCAAGCUGCUGGUCAAGUUCGGCGCGGACAUCCGGCUCGCCAACAGGGAGGGCUGGAGCGCACUGCACAUCGCCGCUUUCGGGGGCCACCAGGACAUUGUGCUAUACCUCAUCACCAAGGCCAAGUACUCCUCUGGGGCCCGGUGAUCGCUCACUCCCAGCCUGCCUCCCUUCUUCCUCCCUUCUCUCUGCUGUGUGUCAGGUAAAAAAAAAAAAAAAAUGGCAACAAAACUCUCCACUCCAUUGUCUCGUUCAUGUGCCAAACAUCAAUUGGGCUGCAUUGGAAUCUUUCAAUAACAUACACUUAGUUUCUUGGUACUAAAGCAGGGGUGGGGGGCACUUGUCCUAUCAGUCCUCCUGGCGUCAUGCAAAUGUCAUGAUUAUUAUGAGAUACUCUUCAAAUGCUCUUGGCUGGCUGCUAAAGGGUCCGCAAGCCGUAGGUUGCCCACCCCUGUCCUAAAAGCUUUCUUCUUGAAUGUGUCUACUGUAGAUGGUGCAUUCCCCUCAUUGUUUAUCCCCCCCCCCCGCCCCUCCCAUCUUCAAUGAUGCUCAUCAUUGUCCACUAAAACAGCCAUUUUAACUUAUUUAAAGUGAAUUAGGGCACUUGAUGCUGGAAUAUUUGAAAGGGAAGAGAACACAAAAGCAAGAAAAGGCAGAUGUAUUGUUUUGAACUCAAAGAGCGGCAUUAUGGCUAUCCGAUAUGCUUUUUAUGUUGUUGUUUAACCGUCAUGCUGUAACAACAAAUGGCUUCAUUGUGUUUGUGAAGUACUGUACACGAUAGCUUUACUUUGUUUCUGUCAUUGUUUGAAGAGAGACACAAAACAUUCAACUCACCAUCAUCCACGCUGGCGUCCAACCUUUUCAAGCCAGUCUGCCAACGGUCACUGUGCUGUUUCUUUAAAGGAAAAAAAAAAAAACAGCUGCUUUGUUUUAAAACAAAAUAAAAUGAGAAAUUGAAAUCACUUUAUAAACUCAUUUCAGUAUUCUAUUAAGAUCCUCACUGUGAAAGCAGGCUGUUUUUUUUUUUUAUUUUUGGUAUAUUUAUGAAGGUACAUUUUGAUCGGGGGAAAAAAAAGAGAAAAUGAUCUUUAAAUGUUAGAGGAUGACUCAAGCUGCUUCAGUUUUUAAAAAAUAAAAUAAAAAUAAAUAACUGUCCCAUGUGGAGGUAUCCCCUCUGUGUGUGCCCCCCACCCCUCCUUGUCCCAUUCCUCCCAUCAGGAUUGGUUGCCUUUUUGCCAGCUACCUCGACUUUUAAAGUAUUCUCAUGUUGUGCUUAUGCCAGUAUGUUGUUGUUUUGUUCCCCCCCCCCACCACCCCCACCCCCCAAAAACGAUCCUGCACCCUCAUUUGGGACAGUUUGUUUCACACUACAACCAAACCAGUUCAGACAAGCUAAGCAUCAGUGUGCCUUUCUGCAAUCUCUCCUUUUUGUGGGGUCUGUGGGGGGUGUUUUUUUUUUUU